This is a messenger RNA of Rhincodon typus (whale shark), 5418 nucleotides long. RefSeq names its product coiled-coil domain containing 61 (gene ccdc61). The transcript is spliced from 14 exons. Gene Ontology annotation, cellular component: centrosome. The record is from RefSeq and is a predicted model, not a curated record. Lineage: Eukaryota; Metazoa; Chordata; Chondrichthyes; Orectolobiformes; Rhincodontidae. Bases 214 to 1875 code for a protein of 553 amino acids.
CUGGGCGCUGGGCGCUGGGAGACGGAGAGAGAAAGCGGCCCGGAUGGUGGAGGUUGCCUAAGGAAGAGGGAAGUCCAAGGUGGAUAAUCGGGGUAAACCGGGCCCCGGGUGUGUUGAAGGCUUAAAAGAUACAACAGCUCAUCAGUCCUGUUGAAGUUUACCGUGUACUGUUGCCUUGCCCUGAAGUAGAUUUCCCCUUUGUCUGCCCACACCAUGGAAGGGGGUUCUUCUGUGCAAGCUAAUCAUGUUUUCCGGGGCAUUGAGUAUAUAGUCACAAUGAUGGUGACUGGAGACGUGUUAGAGGUGGAAGUCGAGGACCGAUUGACAUCUGAGCAGUGGCGAGGAGAAUUCGAGGCUGUUUAUAUUGAAGACGUCACUCACAAAACUGGCAACUUCAAACAGUUCUCAAUCUUUUGCAGUAUGUUGGAGUCAGCUAUCACAAAGAGCAGUGAAUCAGUGACUCUCGACCUGCUGACCUACGCUGACCUGGAGUUAUUGAGAAACCGGAAAGCUGGAGUUCCAAUGAGGCACGCACCACCACCGAAAUCUGGAGCCCUCAAUGUCAAACGUUACCUCAUCCUCAUUUAUUCAGUGGAGUUUGACAGAAUACACUACCCACUGCCACUACCGUACGCAGGAAAGCCAGAUCCAGUUAUUCUCCAGAAGAUCAUUCGAGGCCUCAAAGAGGAACUGGCCACAGUGAGAUUGAAGCAUGGCAAGGACUUCCGUGACACAGAGCUCAGACGCUUGAGAGCAGAGUUCGAGAAGCUGCUGCAGGAGAAACAGGAGCUAGAAGUCAUGAUUCUGCAGCUGCAGGAGCAGAUGAAACUGUCUGGCACUGCGUCUGUAGCCAAAGAGGUAAAAAUACUCAAAAAGAUCAUUCAGAGCCUGGAGGAGGAGCUGAUGAAGGAGAAAACAAAAAAUCAGAGAGCAGCAAAUAAACGGAACCAAGAAUACCGGCAAGUCUUGGAUGAGCUGGAAGACGUAAAGGCUUCAGAACGGAAACUGAAGGUGCGAAUGAAGAACCUGACAACUGAGCUGAAUUUGUAUAAAAGGGGUCGCUUGACUCCAGUGGGACCCUCUCCACAAAACCGAUCAAAUUUAAAUCUCAGCUCCGGCCGCCGUUCUCAGACGAGGACAGACUCAGCCGGCAGAGUUCGGGACGACAGUCAUUUGGCCUCACGGGAAAGAAGCAAACAGUGGUCAGGGUCCCGAGAGAGGGAAAGAUCCACAUCCAGAGAGAGAAGUGGCCAAUGGUCAUCGUUUCGAGAGAGGGAACGGUCUUCCUCUAGAGAGAGCCAGCAAGGAAAUCGUUGCCGUAUCCCCAGACUGUCGCCUUCCCCAGCAGGAACCAGACAACCCCGUUUUGAUCCCACUGCAUAUGUACACAACAAGGAACAGAAGCAGAAGGAGACAGAGCAGAGAAACUUGAGGAAGAUCUACAGGGGCAUGAACCUCCUGACCAGUGAGGAACGAGGAAGGCCGAAAUCCAAGAACUGCUCCCGUGAAGGCAGCGCCAGCAAAGUACAAACCAGUAGUCACAGCCGUGGACGGAGCUCAUCGGCGGAAUUUCACCGGAGCAGAUUCUCCUCGGCAAGCUCACUCAGUGAUUUUGAAGAUAGCAGAGGACAUGCCAAGUCCAGAUUGCAGAGAGGCAGAAAACCUAAACGGCCAUUGGGUUUGGCAUCCUGGAGCAGUCCGAACUUGCCUCAAAGGAAACCAAAAGCUAAGAAACGUUUAGCCAGCACCCCAACUAAACAAAGCAAGGCAUCUGACAAAGAAAAUUAUCUAGACUCGUGCGACCUUUCUGAAAUCGAUGCCAGGCUCAACGCGUUGCAGGAGUACAUGGAGAAGCUUGGUGCACGGACCGAGUGAGCCGAGGAGCAGAUCCUUCAGUCGGGUGCUGUAUGACAAACUGAGGGCACGGGAGGGGGACAGAGGGGGCUGGGUACGAGCGUGUGGACGCAGACACAACAGGCCCCACACCAAUCACACCACCCGUGUAGCCCACGUCGGAAUCAGCCAACCUGCAUGGGCUAAACAGGGCUUCCUUUUCCCAGCCUAGAUGGAAGAACUGAAUGAUUUGAUUUGUUCGCUGUAAAUAGGACUUUUUUAAAAUGGGAUAAGUUUCUGAACAGUUGGUGAGAGUUGUCACCUUUUGUGUGACAAACCUCGUGGCCAAAUGCAACCUGAACACUACAGAAUGCUUAACUGAAAUUAUCUUGUGUCUGGAGCUGGGUUUGAUCAGGUGUAACCAAUUUCUUAACCAGUUGACUAUCCUGCUAGCUCCUCACUUGGGAGAUCACAACCAGUGGCUGGUGAAAAUGGGCUAGCAGAACUUGUCAUGUGAAUACAGAUCAUGGUUCUCCCCAGUAUCCCGUACAAUAUUCAGAGAGCUGAGUAUGAAAUAACUGAGUGCUAGAUUCCCUGGUUGCAAUUCCUAUAUCAGACAAGCACAGACAAUCGAGUGUAACAGGACAGAAGACACAUGGCUGUUCAAUGAAUUAGAUGUUGCCUAGGAAAAGGGAGUCAGUCACUUAGCCCCUUGCUCCUGACUCAUCAUUCGUUAAGACCUUGUCUGAUCUGCAACUGAGCUCCGUAUGCCUUCCUGACACAUAUCCAUGCCUUUGGUCAACAAAACUAAGUCUGAUUCAAAAUUAACAAUGGAUUUAGCUGCUCUCUCUGGAAGCGAGUUCCAAACUUCUUACUAUCAUCAUCACUUUCUUUGCCUAUUGUUUCAUGAUUUUAUCUCUCCUGCUGUCUGACCUUCUGUUUGUUCUACAGUCCCACCUACAGCAUAAAACCCACCCCAUUUCUACCUUCCUUUUGCUCUGAAGAGGAAUCGCACUCCACCCUCAAAGUUGACUCUGUUUCUCUCUCCACAUGCUGCCAGACCUGCUGAGUUUCUCUGGCACCUUGUUUUCAUUUCUGUCGCACUUCAUCUGUGGAAGUGUUUCGUAAUUCCACUCCUGAAAGGUCUGGAUACAGUGCCAUAAAAUAAAACAGAAAGCGGGAAACUUUGACGAUUUCAGUUAAUUCACGUAACAAGGCUAUUGUUAAGUACGUGGGAAGGGGCAACAGUAGGCCAUUCAGCCCUUCGAGCCUGCUCUGCCAUUCUAGAUUAUGGCUGAUAUACCUCAAAGCUAUUUUCCCACAUUACUCCAUAUGCCUUCAUAUCAUUAGUUUUUUGAAAUCUGUCGAUUUCUGUCUUAAGUGUCCAAGCCUCCCCAACCUGUGGGGUCACUAAUUCCAAAGAUUCACCACCCUGUGAGCAAAUAAAUUCCCCUUUUCUCCCUUACUCUGACUAGCUGUGGGCCUGUCUCGAACAAGGGCGCUCAGUGAAACUCCUUUCUGCAUCCACACAGUUGAGUUCUUAAGAAUUUUGUGAGUUUCAGUGAGAUCACCUGUCUAAACUCUGAAGAAUACAGGCCUAAUCUCUCCUUUUAUAAAUUACGACCAUUUGAUCAGAACGAGUUUUUUGUCCUUGUUUUAGUAUCAAAUUAUUUCAUGUUUCCAACACUUUACCUUCUCCAUCUACAAGUUCAUUUUUGAAGAAUUCCAGAAUAUCACUUCAAAAUUUACCUGUAGCGGUUUCCACUGAUUCCUGUUAAGAAUGGAAUAAGAACUUGAUUAGCCAUUUGGCCCCAUUCAGUAGGAUCGUGGCUAAUCCAACACUCGUGUCUACAUUCCUGCCCUACCCCCAUAACCCUUGAUUUCCCCUACUGAUCAAGAAUCUAUCUAUCUCAGCCUUAAAGCUGCAAUUUAAGUAAUAUUUGGCAUUUAGCCUUUUCUAUUCCCUUAAACUUUCUUUCUGUGACGCACUGAGAUUACCGGUCAAGAUUUUUUGGUCAACCCAGACCUUUCACUCUUAAUCAGGUGCAUGAUUUCUAAAGCGAAUUUGCCUGAAUGCUGUCUGUAUUUGUAGAUCAUGCAGCUUUCUCUUUGGUUCUAUUUUCUGUUUCAUCAAACCAGUCGCACGGCAACACUUGAGAAAUCUUUGCAGUUUUUAUCUUGUCUGUGACUUUCAAAUGACCCUCCCCUGUGCUGCUUGUGUAAUGGUGACUGGAGAAUUGCAAACUGACCAGCUACUGUGGAUUUUGACCUAAUUGGUUCAUGUCCUAUUUUUAAACUUGUGCUUUUAUUAAUUUUUUAAAAUUUAUUUUUGAGGUAAAUGUAGUGGCAGACUGGAUGUAAUUCAAGAGGAAGAUGUGCUGGUGGGAAAAUUUGUGGUGUCUUGUGAAAGCUGGUUCUGAAUUAUCAGCUCAGGGAGCAGGAUGAGGCCAUUCGGCCCCUUGAGCCUGCUCCACCAUACAGUAAGAUUGUGGCUGAUCUUAUCAAGUCAUAAGUUCUACUUUCCUGCCUACCUCCUAAUCUAUUCUUAAAAAUCCAUCUAACUCCGCCUUAACUAAAUUCAGUGAUCUGGCCUUUGCAGUUCUCUGGGGUUGGCCUGGGAUGUGUUGAGGCCACCCCUGGGUGAGUAAAACUUAUAACCGUGCCACAGCUUAUGCUGUGACUUAUGCGUGCAAACACCACUAGUGCUUCUUUUUUUUCCCCUUCCAGUGGGUAAAUUCUCAUGUGUCGAUGCAAUGCUUCAGACUUUCUUCCUGAUUAGUUUGAGGGAUCUACUUAUUUAUUUUAAUUUUUUUUUAUGUGUUGGUUUGGGUUCAGGUGAGCUCAGUCCUAGUUAGUUGUCAUUCUUUUUGUCACUGUUAGCUAAAACCAUGCUGUCGAGGGUAGCAGGAGUCUUUUGUCAUACUGUGCUGUUGCGUUUUACCAGUUCUGUGCUGAGCUGAGCUGGACAGAGAGCUGUAACUCAUGUCAUACACAUGGACAACUCAGUCAUCUCCUUGCUGUCGCUCUCCUACAGCUUGAGACGGGGCACAGUAGUUCCAGUCUCGAAGUUAAAAACCAAAAAGGCUCCAAGACUGACAGUGCAGCUGACACAUUUUUGACUAUUCGGUUUUAGAUACCUUUGAUAUCAGAAUUGGAGUUCGGGCUGAUUUUCACCAAGGCAGCUUUAACCUUAUAGAAAGGAUUGUUUUGUACUUGCUGAGUGCAAGUAGUGCACAGUUACUCUAAAGCUGGCACAUUAGAGUAUGAGAGGUGGAAGAUGUUUAUUUUAGUUGUAGGUUUAAUGACCCUGCUUGCAGUCAUAACUAAACUGCUUCUAAUUUCAAGUUCGGCAUUAAUUCCUGCAGCUGUUCCUUAACCCAUCCCUGCCAUGGCACCAACAACAAAGAAUGGUACAAGGAUUUGGCAGACAGCUACAAUUUACUGUUGUCUUAAGUGUGUACUGUAGGUGACCCUACUGUUGCCACUCGUAGCUUCAUUAUAUUCAAGUUUUAAACAAAUCACACUGUCAUCAAUAGAUUUUAUUUAUGAUUUUACAAUUGUUUUGUAAAUAAAUCUUUUAUUGAA